AUGUUUCCCCUAAUUUAUUCUUGUCUCUUUUGUGUAUACGCAGAGCACAAAGUAAUCAUAGUAGGACUUGAUAAUGCUGGCAAGACUACUAUUCUUUACCAAUUCUUAAUGAAUGAAGUGGUUCAUACGUCUCCAACUAUAGGAAGCAAUGUAGAAGAAAUAGUGGUGAAGAACACUCAUUUCUUAAUGUGGGAUAUUGGAGGGCAAGAAUCAUUACGGUCAUCAUGGAAUACCUAUUAUUCAAACACAGAGUUCAUCAUUCUUGUUGUUGACAGCAUUGAUAGAGAGCGACUUUCUAUUACAAAAGAAGAACUUUAUAGAAUGCUGGCUCAUGAGGAUUUACGGAAGGCUGCGGUUCUCAUCUUUGCAAACAAGCAGGACAUGAAAGGUUGUAUGACAGCUGCCGAGAUAUCUACAUACCUCACCCUUAGCUCCAUAAAGGAUCACCCGUGGCACAUUCAGUCCUGUUGCGCGUUGACAGGAGAAGGAUUAUGCCAAGGCUUGGAGUGGAUGACUUCCCGUAUUGGAGUGAGAUAGCUUCUUUUUUUUUUUUUCACCCACAAAAAAAGAAGAGACUUCUAUUUAUCCUGUGAACAUGUACAUUUUUCUGUACUUCUAGCUGCUGAGGCAGUGACCAUGUUUAAUUUAUAUCAGCCAACCUUCAAGCUGUACUUGAAUCAAGUGCAGUUGAACUGAAACACAAAGUAUUUUCUUAACUUUUUUUAAUACACUAAUCUUCAACUGGAUGAACAUAUGUGAAUCUGUUUUUAAGCAUUUAAAUUCCUCUGAAUAUGUAUUCUAACUUUUUAAAUGAUAGCUUUUUAAAAUCUGUUUUAUCAUUGUCAAUAUUUCAUACUUCCUCUUUCUAAAUAGUUUAUAUAACUUACUAACAUAAAUGAGCACAGUUUAAUAAUGAAAAAGUAGCGAGUAGGUUGACUUUACUCUGGCAUAGCUUUAGCCUCUAAGGAUAACUGUAUCUUCAGCUGGACUUCCUGGAACACCUGUAGAGUUCUACCCAGCAUUGGAGUUAAUAGUUGUGAAUACAGACUUUUAAAUGCUGAAUGAGUUAGUUAUAGUUAAUAUUGUGGUGGCUUUUAACCUGGUAUAUAAUUAAACUUCUGCCUUCAAAGAAAUCUAUUUCAUUCUCAGUUUCUCUGGUAAGUGGUUCUAGGAUAUGAUUCUUUUUUAUUUACUCGAAAGUACAUCUCUGUACAGUGGCUAAAAAUAUUGUUAUUAAGUGCUGGUUUAGUCAUUUAGAACUUAAAUAUAUUUUUUAAAAGAAACCUCUUGAUAAUUAAAUUUGGAAUCAUGACAGCCAGUGUUAUGUGUAGACUUGCUGUAAUCUGUUUAAAGUUUUAAAUACUGUAUACAUGAGCCUUCCUCACCUUGUAGUGAGAGUGCUGUUUUCUAAAUGAGUGCAAAAUCAAAAGGGAAGCCAGAUUCAUAAACAGAACAAAAUCAUGGUGCUGUAUCUGUAGACUUCACAGUGAAGCUAAUCUUCACAUUUAUUUAUCUACUAUCAAAUAUGUUUUCAGAUUCUGUUGCAGAGACAAUUAUUUUGCCUUAAUUUUUGGUUUUACUCUCAUUUGCAAGAGUAGAGAA
This is a messenger RNA of Eurypyga helias (sunbittern), 1602 nucleotides long. Its product is annotated as ADP-ribosylation factor-like protein 5B. The record is from RefSeq and is a predicted model, not a curated record. Gene Ontology annotation, cellular component: cytoplasm; trans-Golgi network. Gene Ontology annotation, molecular function: GTPase activity; GTP binding. Gene Ontology annotation, biological process: protein localization to Golgi membrane; intracellular protein transport; vesicle-mediated transport. The transcript has 5 exons. Lineage: Eukaryota; Metazoa; Chordata; Aves; Eurypygiformes; Eurypygidae. The coding region runs from base 1 to 537 and encodes 178 amino acids.